Molecule: messenger RNA, 1440 nt
Organism: Sphenostylis stenocarpa
Lineage: Eukaryota; Viridiplantae; Streptophyta; Magnoliopsida; Fabales; Fabaceae
Source: the annotation of a GenBank genome assembly
AUGGCUUCCGUAUCUCUCUCCUUCUAUUCUUCCAUUGUUCCCUCUCCAAUUCCCCGCCACAAAUCCAACAGAAUCCACACUCAAAACCCCACUUUUCGGGUUACCUGCUUGGCCGUUUCCUCUCCACCCUCCAAACCCGUUGUCAAAAAGCGACACUGGAAAAAAGGCGAGUUUCCUGGUACUUCCGAAACAUUGUUUCACGAUAGUACGAGGAGAACUCCCAUCAAGAACAUCAAGAAGAAGUUGGACAAAAAGAACAGUGCGAAGGCAUGGGUCAACACUGUCACCGAAUCCUUAUCUGAACAAAUCGACAAGAAGCAGUGGCUUCAAGCCCUCCAGGUAUUUGAUAUGCUUAGAGAACAAACCUUCUACCAACCCAAAGAAGGGUCUUAUUUGAAACUCAUCGUGUUGCUUGGAAAAUCUGGUCAACCCCACCGUGCCCACCAACUUUUCACCACAAUGAUUGAAGAAGGUUUAGAACCUACUCCUUAUCUGUACACAGCAUUGCUUGCUGCGUAUUGCAGGAGCAACCUUAUUGAUGAAGCUUUUUCAGUUCUUAACGAGAUGAAGAAGCUUCCUCUUUGCCAGCCCGAUGUUUUCACUUACAGUACCCUGAUCAAAGUUUGUGUGGAUGCUUUCAAAUUUGAUUUGGUUGAGGCCCUGUACGAAGAAAUGGCUGAAAGGUCCAUCACGCCAAACACAGUCACUCAGAACAUUGUUUUGGGUGGUUAUGGCAAGGCCGGGAAGUUUGAUCAUAUGGAGAAGGUUCUGUCCAGCAUGUUGGAAAGCACUGCGUGCAAGCCUGAUGUUUGGACAAUGAACACGAUCGUCAGUGUCUUUGGUAACAUGGGUCAGAUUGAUAUGAUGGAGAAAUGGUAUGAAAAAUUCCGUAACUUUGGGAUAGAACCUGAAACGCGCACUUUCAAUAUUUUGAUUGGUGCUUAUGGAAAGAAAAAAAUGUAUGACAAAAUGUCAUCUGUUAUGGAGUAUAUGCGGAAGUUGCAAUUUCCAUGGACGACCUCUACUUAUAACAAUGUGAUUGAGGCAUUCGCAGAUGCAGGUGACGUUAAGCACAUGGAAUGUACAUUUGAUCAGAUGCGUGCCGAGGGUAUGAAAACAGAUACCAAAACUUUCUGCUGCCUUAUCAAUGGUUAUGCAAAUGCAGGUCUCUUCCAUAAAGUAAUUAGCAGUGUUCACUUGGCUGGAAAGUUUGAGAUACCUGAGAAUGUUGCCUUUUAUAACGCAGUCUUGUCUGCAUGUGCAAAGGCAGAGGAUUUGAUGGAAAUGGAGCGGGUUUUCAAGCGUAUGAAAGAUAGCCAAUGUCAAGCAGACGAAACAACAUACAUGAUCAUGAUUGAAGCAUAUAGGAAAGAGGGUAUGAACGACAAAGUAUACUACAUAGAGCAGGAAAAGCUGACAAUGAUGACCUACGAUAAAUAA